Molecule: messenger RNA, 1821 nt
Organism: Tripterygium wilfordii
Lineage: Eukaryota; Viridiplantae; Streptophyta; Magnoliopsida; Celastrales; Celastraceae
Product: heat stress transcription factor A-4c-like
Exons: 4
Coding region: 414-1646 (410 amino acids)
Biological process (GO): regulation of transcription by RNA polymerase II
Cellular component (GO): nucleus
Molecular function (GO): RNA polymerase II cis-regulatory region sequence-specific DNA binding; DNA-binding transcription factor activity
Source: RefSeq, a predicted model, not a curated record
AUCAGAAGACUUUAUUCAAAAGAAUCUUGGAAAAUUGCAGUGGAGAGUCUUUGUCUUCUGGUGCUGCGUUCGUGAAUUCUGAAACCAGCCUUUUUGUUUCCACUCUGUCGGAAUUGGCGUCUGCCGUAUUUGGGACUUCCCAGUUUUGUUGGGGUUUUGGAGGUUUUGGGGUUUCUGCGUUUGAUUAUCGAAAUUGCUUUUGCUUUUGAUUGUAUUUAGAGAUUGAGGAAUUGGGAUAUCUGUGUUUCUGGAGAAUCAAUCGAGGGUUUCAAAAGUUUGGAAUUUGGGUGGAGAAUUAUCAGUGUUUUUGGGAUGCAUUAGGAGCUUUGACUCAAGGAUUGAAGGUGGGUAGUUGACGGAUUGCUGCUUGGUUUUCGAUUCUUUGGUGAUUGUGAUUUGGGUUUGGGGUUAGGAUGAUGGAAGAGUCUCCGGGCAGUUCAAACUCGCUGCCUCCUUUUCUGGCGAAGACGUAUGAGAUGGUAGAUGAUCCUUCUACAAAUGCAGUUGUCUCAUGGAGUCGGAGUAAUAGAAGCUUUACUGUUUGGAACCCACCAGAAUUUGCCAGGGAUUUACUGCCCAGCUACUUCAAGCACAAUAACUUCUCCAGCUUCAUUAGACAGCUCAAUACAUAUGGUUUUAGAAAAGCUGAUCCGGAGCAAUGGGAAUUUGCAAAUGAUCAUUUCGUAAGAGGUCAGCCGAAUCUUAUGAAGAGCAUCCACAGACGAAAACCAGUUCAUAGCCAUUCCUUGCAGAAUCUCCAUGGUCAAGGAUCUUGUUCCUCUCCAUUAACUGAUAAUGAAAGGCAGGGUUUUAAGGAUGACAUUGUUAGGCUCAAACAAGAAAAUGAAAUGCUCAUUUAUGAGUUUCAGACAAAUGAACAAGAGCGGAUAGAAUUUGAGCGGAAAGUUCUGAUUUUGAUGGAGCGAUUGAGGCAAAUGGAACAACGGCAGAAAGAUUUAGUUUCUUUCCUUGCUCAUGCGCUGGAUAAACCAGGGCUUUCCUUAGAUCUUGUUUCGCAAUCCGAAAAUCAUGACAGAAAGAGGAGAUUAACCAAAAUUGGUUACUUUUACGAUGAAGCCAGCGGGGAGGAGAAUCAUAUGGAUUGUUCCCAAGCAUUACCUAGAGAAAAUGCAGAUGCUACUACUAUUAUGUCAUCAAACGUGGAGCGGUUAGAGCAUAUGGAGUCGUCCUUGAUAUUUUGGGAGAAUGCUGUACGAGAUGUAUCCCAAACCCAUGUUCACAUGAAUUCCGACCACCUUGAUUUGGAUGAAUCGACAAAUUGUGCUGAUAUCCCUGCUAUGUCUCGUAUGCCUCUUAAUGUCGAAUGUCGGACUAAAUCACCUGGUAUUGACGUGAAUUCUGAGCCUGUUGUCCUGGCUGCUCCAGAGCCAGUUGCCUUGGAAGAACAAGCUGGUGGAACCUCAGCUCCUGUGAUUACAGGGGCGAACGACGUCUUCUGGGAGCAAUUUCUGACAGAGAAUCCUGGCUCGACUGAUGAUCAGGAAGCUCAAGCAAAUAAAAAUGAUGAUGAUGCAAGAAAGAACGAAAGCAAGCCUAGUGAUCAUGACAGAUUUUGGUGGAAUGUAAGGAGUAUAAAUAAUCUUGCUGAGCAGAUGGGGCAUCUUACUCCUGCAGAGAAAACUUGAAAUUGGUUUAUCGUUGUUCCUGGAUUUUGAUCACUCUGUGUAUUGGUUAUAGUAUGUCUAGAUAUGAAUUUUGAUUACUCCGUGUAUUGGCCAUUUCAUUGUUUAGUUUUGCAGGACUAGUUGAAAAGUAUUAGUGCUAUUAUGGCAUGCAGUUUAUUAGAUGUCCUUUUUAGUA